This is a messenger RNA of Telopea speciosissima, 1618 nucleotides long. Its product is annotated as peroxisome biogenesis protein 12. The record is from RefSeq and is a predicted model, not a curated record. Gene Ontology annotation, cellular component: peroxisomal importomer complex; peroxisomal membrane. The transcript has 10 exons. Gene Ontology annotation, biological process: protein import into peroxisome matrix; protein monoubiquitination. Bases 96 to 1262 code for a protein of 388 amino acids. Gene Ontology annotation, molecular function: zinc ion binding; protein binding; ubiquitin-protein transferase activity. Lineage: Eukaryota; Viridiplantae; Streptophyta; Magnoliopsida; Proteales; Proteaceae.
ACUGUUUCUUCCAUGCGAGAAAUUGCGUAGCAGGAACUCGUUGGAGCUUUCUUCCCUGACACGCAGAGACACUUAGUAGAGAGAGAGAAGGAAAGAUGUUGUUUCAGGUGGGAGGGGAUGGAACGCGCCCCACUUUCUUCGAGAUGGCCGCGGCUCAGCAGCUUCCCGCCAGUCUCAGGGCUGCUCUAACCUACUCUGUCGGUGUGCUUGCUCUUAGAAGACCUUUCCUACAUAAGGUGUUGGACUACGACGAUGAGUUCUUCGCGCUACUGAUGAUGGUUCUUGAAACUCACAGCUUGCGAACUACUGAUGCUUCUUUCUCGGAGUCCCUAUAUGGCUUGCGAAGGAGAGCAGUAAAGAUUGCAGUGAACAAGGAGAAAAUUCGUACAGACUCAGGUGAUAGGGUUCGCCACUCUGGAUUAGAAAAGCACCAAAAAGUUCUCUCAGUUGCAUUUCUGGUUGUUUUACCAUAUUUUAAGUCAAAGUUGCAAUCAAUCUAUAACAAAGAAAGGGAAGCGAUUCUUCAAGCAAGUUUGUGGGGAAAUGAGGAUGCUGAUUAUUUUGAUGGAGGUGAAACUUCUCCUGUCCCAAGGGGAGCCUUGGGUGGAGAUGCAUCACGUUGGGCACGAAUCAGAAAGAGGAUUGAGGCAAUUAUAGCUGGUUGCUACCCAUGGAUACAUGCAGGCAACGAAGGGUUGUCAUUUGCUUAUCAGCUGUUAUAUCUUUUGGAUGCUACUGGGUUCUAUUCUCCAGGGUUACAUGUGCUAGGGGUUCAUGUCUGUCGUGCAACUGGACAGGAGCUGAUGGAUACAUCCUCAAGAAUUUCAAGGAUAAGAAGCCGUGAACGGGAGAGACUGCGUGGCCCUCCCUGGUUGAAGGCAUUGCAAAGAGUGUUGCUCAGCUGUAUAUAUACGAUGUUGGAUUAUGCACAAACUGGAUUAAUUGCGGCAGUUUUCUUUUUCAAAAUGAUGGAGUGGUGGUACCAAUCUGCCGAAGAAAGAAUGUCAGCUCCAACUGUGUAUCCCCCGCCUCCCCCUCCUCCGCCCCCAAAGGUUGCCAAAGAGGGGAUUCCAUUGCCACCAGAUAGAACAAUUUGCCCUUUGUGCUCACAGAAGCGCGCAAAUCCAUCAGUGAUUAGUGUUUCAGGGUUUGUCUUCUGUUAUGCUUGCAUAUUCAAGUAUGUUUCGCAGUAUAAGCGCUGCCCUGUUACAUUGAUGCCUGCAACUGUGGAUCAAAUCCGGAGGCUCUUCAAUGAUUUGUAGCAAGUUUUGAGAGCUGAUUUCCUACAUGAAGUUGGUAAUGACCAUGUCAGCGUGCAUGGCAAGAAACUGAGAGGGAACUUGCGAGUUGGACAAAGAGGUCAAAUAAUUAAAAAUCUUAACCUUAUCGCUGUGGUGUUCCCCUCACAUCCUCUGCAUGUAAAUGUCAUGUUGACAAAUGGACAGUCUAUAACGAGUUAGAAGUUGUGGACAAAAAAAUGCAAUUUCUGUUACUGCCACUGGCCUGAGGCCAAUGUGCAAAUUUUACGAGUUAGUGUUUGAAAUUGUUAAAUUAAUCUGAAUCUGGAUUGUCAAAAGUCCUUGAAGAUCAAACGAGCUUCUCUUGAUUUUGUUGGUCA